Molecule: messenger RNA, 730 nt
Organism: Schistosoma guineensis
Lineage: Eukaryota; Metazoa; Platyhelminthes; Trematoda; Strigeidida; Schistosomatidae
Source: the annotation of a GenBank genome assembly
UAAGGAUAGUAUCGCACCAUGAUUUAUUAAUAUCUUUUCCUGUUUUAUUGUUAACAUACCUAGGUUCCUGCCUGGAGGAUUUGGUGAUCCCCUGCUACUAGACACGGAAGCCUGUUAAGCGAAAGCUUCUUCUAUUCCGUCCACAACCAUUUGAACCAUUUGAACCAUUUCUAAGGAGCGGAUGUAAACGCUUGCGUCUCUCAAGGUUGCAUUUGAUCUCGUGUUUUUAUUUAAUCUUCACAUGAAGUUGACAGAUACAUGCAGCAAACUUUAUAAACGCUCUACAACUCAUUUUCCGGACCUUCAAUACUAUAAGUAUGAUUAUCGCAGGACUCCAGUUCUUAAAGAUUCAGUGAUUGGAAAAGGUGAUAGGACAAAAAGAGCUGUCUGUAUCGAAGAAAUGUUAUCAAUGUUAGCUUGCUUGAAAGAAAGUGAUUUUGAUCAACGUCCUUGUACACAAAUGAUAGACACAUUCAAUAAAUGCGUCCAUAUAACGGAGAAUAAGCGGAGAGCAAAUAGGGAUAUGCAAGAGUCAGGAGUCGUAUCGCCUUCUGACAAGUCAGGUAGAUCAUUUGAUCGACUAUCAUCAAAACAAAUUACUGAACUACUAAGACGCUUUCCUGAACCUUAGUAAUAUUUCGGCUCACCGUUUGUACAUUUGUAGUAAACAUUCAUAGCACUGAUUAAUAUAUUUUCUUUUUUUUGUGUAAAAAUAUAACCAUUUAAAUUU